This is a messenger RNA of Lagopus leucura (white-tailed ptarmigan), 2542 nucleotides long. It is a transcript of the gene NOTUM, whose product is annotated as notum, palmitoleoyl-protein carboxylesterase. The annotation marks the transcript as partial. The record is from RefSeq and is a predicted model, not a curated record. The transcript has 11 exons. NCBI's taxonomy places the organism in Eukaryota, Metazoa, Chordata, Aves, Galliformes, Phasianidae. Gene Ontology annotation, molecular function: hydrolase activity.
UUGCUGCACGCCGGACCCGGCGGCGAGGGCAGGAAGGGCUGGCGGCGGCGGGGCCCGGCGGCCCGCGAGCGCGGCGAGGCAGCGGCCGCGGCGGCGCCGGCCGAGAGCUUCCCGCUGGACUUCACCGCCGUGGAGGGCAACAUGGACAGCUUCAUGGCGCAGGUCAAGAGCCUGGCGCAGUCGCUGUACCCCUGCUCGGCCCAGGCGCUGCCGCACGACCUGCGCCUGCACCUCCUGCACAACGCCUCGGUCACCUGCAACGACGGCAGCCCGGCCGGCUACUACCUCAAAGAGUCGAAGGGCAGUCGGCGGUGGCUGCUGUUCCUGGAAGGGGGCUGGUACUGCUUCAACAGGGAGAACUGCGACACGCGCUACGACACCAUGCGGAGGCUGAUGAGCUCCAAGGAGUGGCCGGCGACCAGAGUGGGAACGGGGAUCCUGUCGUCACAGCCAGAGGAGAACCCCCACUGGUGGAACGCCAACAUGGUAUUCAUCCCGUAUUGCUCAAGUGAUGUUUGGAGCGGUGCCUCUUCCAAGUCUGAGAAAAACGAAUACGCCUUCAUGGGAGCGCUGAUCAUCCAGGAGGUCAUCAAGGAGCUCGUGGGAAAAGGUCUUAGCACUGCGAAAGUGCUGCUGCUGGCAGGGAGCAGUGCUGGAGGAACAGGAGUGCUGCUGAACGUGGAUCGUGUGGCAGAGCAGCUGGAGGAGAUGGGGUACCAAGGGAUCCAGGUGCGUGGCUUAGCAGACUCUGGAUGGUUCCUGGAUAACAAGCAGUACCGCAGAACUGACUGCAUCGACACCAUCACGUGUGCUCCAACAGAAGCCAUCAGAAGAGGAAUAAGGUAUUGGAAUGGUAUUGUUCCUGAACGCUGUAAGCUGCAGUUUAAAGAGGGAGAAGAAUGGAAUUGUUUUUUUGGAUAUAAGAUUUACCCCACUCUUCGAUGUCCGGUCUUUGUUGUCCAGUGGCUGUUUGAUGAGGCCCAGCUUACUGUGGACAAUGUACACCUCACUGGCCAGCCUGUUCAGGAGGGGCAGUGGCUCUACAUCCAGAAUCUGGGUAGGGAGCUGAGAAACACCUUGAAGGAUGUGACUGCUAGCUUUGCUCCUGCCUGUUUGUCUCAUGAGAUCAUUACACGCAACCAUUGGACGGACAUCCAGGUGAAGGGGACAUCAUUACCCCGCGCCCUGCACUGCUGGGAUCGGAGCCUACAUGAGAGCAACAAAAAUGGGAAGGCCCCUCUGAAAGGUUGCCCAAUUCAUCUGAUUGACAGCUGUCCAUGGCCCCACUGCAACCCCUCGUGCCCCACUAUCAGGGACCAGUUCACAGGGCAGGAGAUGAACGUGAUCCAGUUCCUCAUGCACAUGGGUUUUGACGUGCAGAAGAUGGCACAGCAACAGGGCCUGGAGCCCAGUAAACUCCUGGGGAUGCUCAGCAGUGGUAACUAGGAGGGGAUCUUCCCAGGGGCAGAGAGAUUAGAUCAGGAGGAGACUCGGAGCCCUUCUCCCACACUCUCUAAUCUUCCUUACGCUCAUGCAGGCUGGUGCACGCUCACCCCCAUGCAGGCUGAAACCUGCACACCCCCAUUUGCUCCCACACUCUUGCACACUUUGGAUGUGUUAAGAAAGAAAAAAAAAAGCAAUUUCUUGCUCACACUGUUUGACUGGAACGUGUUACCUCCAAGCUCCAGGGCUCGGUCUUGGCCAUUCACAUCCUCUUCUGUGUUACACAAGGCAAUCUGACACAGCGAGUAGAGAAGUCAUAAAUAUAGCACGAUGAGAACCUUCCCCAGAUCUAGGACUUUCUCCCUUGCCAUGAAUUUGACAUCAUAGACUCGUACAAGUGGUGAGAAAAGCAAGCACUGGAUUUCUUUUGUCCAACUAGAAGUGAAGAAAUGAUUACAUGACUUCCUGGAGGCCAGCAUCUCAUCAUGUAUCGCAGUGCACAAACCAAGGACACGUGCUAGGGAUGGACACUCUUGUAAUCAACUUACUUUUGUCUUAUUUUAUAAAAUGACUUUUUUAUUACUUUUUUAAAAACUAAGCAAGAAAUAUAAAUGAUAUUGUUUUGUAACAUAUUUUUUUUAAAAUAACGAAGAAACCUCUUGCUACUUUGGCAAUGUGGACAUAUUUAUUUUAAUAUGUAAAAUGCUAUUUAUAAGAGCUGACCAGAGAACCAUUCAUAUGUCUUUGUAAAGUUGUAUAUGCUGCUCAUUUGGAUGGGAUUUCCUUACGAUCACUGUGCCUGGCGGUGGGCUGAGAGUGGUGUUGUCAUUUUAUAAUAAGACUCUGGUGUUCCCCUCGCAGUUUGCUUUGUUGUUCCCUCUAAAGAAGAUUGUAGUGUAUGAAGAUGGAGAUUUUCACCCAGCAGCUGCUGUUUGCAUCCUUACACGGCAUUUUCAGCUUGAGGAUUGUGAUAUCUCAGCUGUUCCAGGGCAUUGCAUUUUAAGAUAUGUUUUUAUAGCAGUUAAGAAAGGUUUGGUUCAAGCGGGCCUGUCUCGAAAGGCAAAGUGUUUCCAACAUAAAAGCACAAGACAAGAAACAA